Messenger RNA from Dromaius novaehollandiae (emu), 3448 nucleotides. RefSeq names its product decaprenyl diphosphate synthase subunit 2 (gene PDSS2). Gene Ontology annotation, molecular function: prenyltransferase activity. Gene Ontology annotation, biological process: ubiquinone biosynthetic process; isoprenoid biosynthetic process. NCBI's taxonomy places the organism in Eukaryota, Metazoa, Chordata, Aves, Casuariiformes, Dromaiidae. The record is from RefSeq and is a predicted model, not a curated record. The transcript has 8 exons. Bases 226 to 1368 code for a protein of 380 amino acids. Gene Ontology annotation, cellular component: transferase complex; mitochondrion.
GCCGCCCUCGCUUUACGGCUCAGCGUGUUUUGCGACGCCUAAGAUGGCUGCCCCCAGGGCACAAUGAGCCCAUUCUGCCUGCCGCUGCCGCCGCCGCGCCGCUCGGGGGGACCGGCACGAGCAGCGCGGCCGCCGCGCCCAUCCGCCGCCCGCUGACGGCGGCCGCAGCGAGCGACUGAGCGAGGGGAGGGAGGGAGGCUCGUCCGCAGCCGCGGGGCCGUGAGGAUGUGGGGCGCCCUGGCGCGGCGCGGCGGGCGCGGCGGCUGGCGGGGGCUGGCAGCGGGCCGCCCCCCGGCGGCGGCGGCGCCCUGGAGCCAGGUGGUGUCGGAGGCCGAGAAGAUCGUGGGCUACCCGACGUCCUUCAUGAGCCUGCGGUGCCUGCUGAGCGAUGAGCUGAGCAACAUCGCCAUGCAGGUCCGCAAGCUGGUGGGCACCAAGCACCCGCUGCUCGACACCGCCCGGGGGUUUGUGUGUGAUAGCCGGAAUAAUUUACAGAUGCGAGGUUUGGUCGUAUUGCUUAUUUCCAAAGCUGCAGGACCCAGCACAGCAGAACUCUCUUUCCAGCACAACAUGGUCAGUGGAAUUUAUUCCAGUCAAAGAAGUCUGGCUGAGAUUACAGAAUUGAUCCACACUGCCUUUCUGGUGCAUCGUGGCAUAGUAAAUAUUGGUGAGCUGAAGUCCUGUGAUGGCCCGCUGAAGGAUAUGCAGUUUGGAAAUAAAAUGGCCGUUCUGAGUGGAGAUUUUCUUCUAGCAAAUGCUUGCACAAGUCUUGCGCAGUUGCAGAAUACCAAGGUUGUGGAACUCAUAUCAAGUGCUAUUGGUGACCUAGUGCAAGGUAUAUAUUAUGAAAACUCAAAAUUAUCUGAGGAAAACUGUCUUACAGAUGAUAUCGGAAUAUCAACUUGGAAAGAACAGGUUUUCCUCUCCCAUAGUGCCUUGCUGGCAAAGAGCUGCCAGGCUGCAAUGGAAUUAGCAAAGCAUAACGCAGAGAUUCAGGACAUGGCAUUUCAGUAUGGAAAGCACAUGUCUAUGAGUCACAAGCUACAUUCAGACCUUCAGCCAUUUGUUAAAGGAAGUUCUAGUGACACCGUGGUCUUCAGUUUAAAUUCUGCUCCUGCAGUCCUGCAUCAGGAAUUCCUUGGAAGAGAGGCAUGGAUUAAACAGAUUAGAGAGGCACAAGGAAAAGGAAGCAUAAUGGACUACAAGAAGUUGCAAGAAGCAAUCAAGGCUGGCAAAGGUGUGACUUCUGCGAUUGACCAGUGCCGUUUCCAUGGAAACCGAGCGCUGGCGGCCCUGGAGAGCUUCCCUCCCUCGGAGGCCCGAUCCGCUUUAGCGAACAUCGUGUAUGCCGCGACCAGAUUUUCCUGACGCGGGCUUCGCGAGGGAGCCGCCACUCGUCGCGGGAAUGGUGGAGAAAGCACCCCGUUUACUGCAGCGUGCGAAAUCCAGCCCCCUCGCUCCCACCUACGCCUCGCCGCGGGGACACGUGCCCCUUCUGGAAGCGCCGCCAUCAAAAUUAGCAGGGGGGGAAGAAAGGGGAAAAAAAAAGGUCAAGCCGUUUUCACUUGUCACGCCAGAAGCACACUUGAGGCCGCACUGGUAGAAAUAAUUAAUGAGCCUCGCUGCUGUGCCCUCAGCAAAUGGCCAGGAAAUAAGCCCGUAUUGAUCAGGCGCGGGCAGGGAUGGCGCCAGGGCGGAGGCCGGUGGUUUUCCUGCGCGGGCGAGGACUGCAGGGGCUGGCAAGUGCCCCGUGUCCUGGCAAGCGCGAGCAGCCCGGGCCGAGAAAUGAUGCCCCCCCCACCCCCGCUCCUCCAGCCGAAGGGGCAGUUCAGGGAAUUAAGGGGGGGGGUGGGAAAAUCCCGUAUCUGUCUGCACGCAGCUCCCCAUCACUGGUUUUUUUUUUUUUAUGUAUUCCAAUGUAAAAUUGCUCUGUGCCUAAUGCUUUCGGUAGUUGGGAAGCUUGCUGAGAAAAUGUGUCAAGCAUAGUAAGUAGGAGCUUUAAAAUAUUUAAUCAAAUAUUAAUUUGGCUCUGUUAAGAGAAGCGACUGCCGGGUUUUUUAUACCGCGUGUAUAAAAUACGUUUUGCUCUGGGUCGGAGAAUGAGAUUUUUCAGCUCUUUGGGGGGAGGGAAUAUCCUUCCCUCAGAUCAAGCAGUUUGUAUCAACACAACCUCACACGAAAUAACUCCCUAGAUUUGUGACACUUAUUUUCAUUUAAGCCAAAUAAAUGUUAAUUUGAAAGGCUUGACAUCAGCCUUUGGCAGCCAGGAGCAAGGCAUACUCUUCUGUGAGCACAGUCUCUCACCGUUCUGAAUAAAAUGCGUAAUACUGGAGCAGUUUUUAACCUUAGCGUGUUGAAUUUUAAAGCCCCAAUCACAGAGAGCCUGUAAGGUGUAUGAGAAGCCCACAAUUUGACACUGUCUCUAUUUUGGUCAUAGGAGAUGAUUUUUGUGGUUUGCAUGCGUGCAAUCUGAGCCCGUCGUUGACAAGAAGGCUGAGUUUACAUAAAUGAUCUAGAUUGAGACUCAGCUACCUUUCUUCCUUCUGUGGUGUAAUUACAGCCCAAUCUGGAGACAGCUAGCACAGCAAACAGAUUUCAUUACAGCGUUCGCUCAAACACUAAGUGGAGUUAUUUCUGUUAAAUUCUCUGCUGCCUCCUUCUCCUCCUGCAACUCCUUCCCCCUCAGGCCAGCGUGUUGCAUUCCGCUGAAUGGAAAAUAUAAAUAAAAACUGGGUCCUCCAAAAAUAUACUGUAUAAUAUAUACUGUAUAAUGUACAUACUAUACUGUGUAAUAUAUGUCUAUAUUAUACAAUAUAUUAUAUGUGUAGUAAGUACCCUUGAGAUGCAACCUUUGCAUGGGAGCAGGGUCCAGCACUCAGGUCUUGCUUUGCUUUGGAGAGUGGCUGCAACACCAGACUGCAGCGUGCUCGCACGCUUCUCUCCGUGGCAUAUUCUCUCUUCCCGAGAGCCUGGCGCUGCUGCCAGGGUUAGCGCUCUUGCUGCAGUAGGAAGGCUGGAGACAGGGAAGAACUGAGAAGCGUGGGUUAGCCCAGAGGCAGCUGCGCUAGCAGAACUUCAGGGAACUUCCCAGGUGAAAAUGUGGCGGGGGUUGAUAGAGUAAAUAGCAUGCCUGAAUGUAAAUACCUAAAUUCAAGCCAAGUUAUAUUUCAGACAGCUUUUUUUGGAUCUUGUUUUCACACGUUCCGUUUACUAGGAGCCUUACGUUGUCUUUAUCUUGUAUCUACACUGAAGUGCUUCAUAAUGCUUUAGGACUGCAAGAAGCUUGGAUCUGCUGGAGAUGUUCUGAGCCAUCUCACCUGAGUUAUGUGAAAGAAAUAGCAAACAUUGCAAAACUGUGUAUCCCUGGUUUAUUUUUUCAUGAAAGUACAAUUUUUCUAUUUGUACUUUUUACUAAUAAAGGCAAAUCAGCAAAAAUAAAUAAUGGUAA